CACUGAUGCACACUGAUAGGCAGCACUGACUGGCACUGAUAGGUGGCACUGAUUGGCAGCACUGAUAGGUGGCACUGAUUGGCAUUGGUAGGAGGCACUGACUGGCACUGAUGGGUGACACUGAAAGGCAGCUCAGGUGGGCACUGAUAUGUGGCACUGAUGGGCACUGACAUAAAGCACUGAUGGACACUGACAGGUGGCACUGCUGGGGCUACAUUGAUCAUCAGGGCACACUGAUCAUCAGUGCCCUGAUGAUCACUGUCAGCGUGAAGCUCGACAUGUGCCGAAACGGCAUUUCCCUGUUUACAUGUGAUCAGCUGUGAUUGGACA
Messenger RNA from Staurois parvus, 330 nucleotides. NCBI's taxonomy places the organism in Eukaryota, Metazoa, Chordata, Amphibia, Anura, Ranidae. The record is from the annotation of a GenBank genome assembly.